Messenger RNA from Penicillium macrosclerotiorum, 1110 nucleotides. Its product is annotated as ceramidase. Gene Ontology annotation, cellular component: endoplasmic reticulum membrane. Bases 1 to 1110 code for a protein of 369 amino acids. NCBI's taxonomy places the organism in Eukaryota, Fungi, Ascomycota, Eurotiomycetes, Eurotiales, Aspergillaceae. The transcript has 3 exons. Gene Ontology annotation, biological process: ceramide catabolic process; ceramide biosynthetic process. The record is from RefSeq and is a predicted model, not a curated record.
AUGCGGUGGCCUCUACCUCAUUUUCCGUAUCCGCCUUCCAAGGCUGGAUUCUGGAGUCCCGUCACGUCGACACUCAACUGGUGCGAGGAGGAUUAUUAUGCCACUGUAUACUCUGCAGAGAUCGUGAAUGCUUUGACGAAUCUCCUGUUUAUGUGGCUGGGCAUCAAAGGGAUCAUCAGCUGCCGGCGCAACCAACAUGAUCAGAUCUUCCUCGUUGCCCUCUUGGGCUACCUCGUUGUGGGCACAGGCAGUUUUCUCUUCCAUUCAACCCUCAAAUGUAAGUGGCCUAUAGCUUGUUAUGACUCAACUUCGCAUACAAACCACUACACCUUCCAUGCGCUCGACUCUGAAGAUCCGUCUACAAACAUAAUGCAAGACUCCAAGCUGACCGUUGGAUUCGCGUUCCCAGACCCAAUGCAGUUAAUCGAUGAGCUCUCCAUGAUUUACACCACCUGCCUGAUGUGCUACGCGUCCUUCUCCUAUUCCCGCCCGACAGGCAUACGCUUGGUCCUUGCCAUUUCACUCGCCUCGUUGGCAGUCUUCAUUACGCUAUACUACCACUACUUGCAAGACCCGGUUUUCCACCAGAAUGCCUACGCAGUCUUGACCACAGUUGUCGUGCUGCGCAGUAUGCAUACUAUGGAAACGACUCUGCGUCCCAAAUGGCGCCACUCCCGCGAAGAAGACCGCUUGGAACGCCAGAAGAAGGGCCUACCGGUUCCGUCGAAGGAGCGCCAGCACUACGAGAACGUGCGCGACAUGAAAACCCUCAAGACCAUGUGGUUCAUGGUUGGAUACGGUCUUAGCAUGUUUCUCGGUGGGUUCUUCAUCUGGAACCUAGACAACCAGUUCUGUUCGCAGAUUCGCCAGUUGCGCCGGAAGGUGGGAUUGCCGUGGGGGAUUUUCCUCGAGGGCCAUGGUUGGUGGCAUAUCAUGACUGGCAUCGGUGCAUACUUGUAUAUUAUUUGGGGCAUCUGGUUGCGACAUUGCCUGAACGGCCGACAGGAUGACUACCAUUUGCGGUGGGCGCAUUUCUGGCAGAUUCCAGAGGUGAUUCGUACCACACCCACCUCUAAUAAUGAGGUUGCCCGAGACAAGAAGUCCACCUGA